This is a messenger RNA of Haemorhous mexicanus (house finch), 2720 nucleotides long. RefSeq names its product IQ motif and ubiquitin domain containing (gene IQUB). The transcript has 11 exons. Gene Ontology annotation, cellular component: acrosomal vesicle; motile cilium. Gene Ontology annotation, biological process: cilium assembly. The record is from RefSeq and is a predicted model, not a curated record. Lineage: Eukaryota; Metazoa; Chordata; Aves; Passeriformes; Fringillidae. Bases 516 to 2540 code for a protein of 674 amino acids.
AGCAGUGGCCGCACCCCCGGCCCCAGUGCGCACUGUGCCAGGGGCCUGCCCGCCCGAGCGAUUUGGCAUCCCCGAGUUCCUGCCGGGAGCUGCGUCCCAGAUCCUGCGGGUUUGGUUGUGGUUCUGUGUUGAGUAAUAUGGUCUUAGGACUCUUUCAGCCCGUAUCAUUUCGGUGGCAACUCAGAAAACUGUAAAGGUGUGCUGUCUCUGGGUAAUGACCCCUUGGAGCAUCUUGUUCUGUAGGCAGAGAACAAGAGGUAAAAAUAACUGUGCCGGCUACCUGCCUUGGAGUCUUACCUUUGGUAAACACCAGCCACAAGUGCUUUCUGUUUGGUGGAAGCAAAUAUCUCAUGCUGUUCUCAAUAAGCCUUUUGGGAUUAGAUACGGGAAAAGCUUUUCAGGACAGUAAGUUACCCAUAAUUCUGGUAGUAGAAAUGUGCCAGUAUGCAAUUUAUAAUAGAUCCUGUGAUUAUUCUUUCAGAAAGGUUAAAAGCAGACAACUGAUGCUUUAGGAAAUGGAAGAUGUAUCAGAUGGCUUUGAAAUUGUUACAUCAGAAGGAUCAGGUGCAGAGCAAUCACCUGCAUCCUCACAAGGAAAAGCAGUCGGAGAGGCUGGGGACCCAGCAGAGAAGCCUCUGCUUCCAGAACCUGCAGGCACUGCACAAUCAAAGAAGGGCUGGAACCAGCAGUCUCCUUCUCAAAAUUCAGUACUACCAGAGAGUACAGAAAAGGGGACAAUGACAGCAAGCAUGAUUAAGGAUAAUGAAACACCUAGGAAGACUUGGCCUAAUUUUGAGAAUCAGGAACAUUUCUCUGGAGAAGUCACUCAACAGGAUUACCACAUGCCUGAUGUCAUAACCGUCAGAGUACAAACAGGUUCAGAUUCAUUUCAAGAAGUAGAUGUAAAAGUUGAAAGACCUACCUAUAAUAAACCUUUUCUGGGUGGAUUUAGGAACGUGUCAACAGGAGUGGAAUUUCAUAAUGCAGGAUCACAAACAAAACCCAAAAAACGACCUGACAAAGGAAUUCAGUUAUUUUGUAGGGGAACACAGACGGCUGUGGAAAAAAAUAUACGACAACAAACAAGAAAUACAACAUCGACACAGAUGACUAAAACUGGCCUUUUUGUAUCAAACAUGACUGACAAACUAAUAACUCCUGGAAAGUAUUUUACAGCAGAGGAAUACCAUAAACGUAGAGUUGAAGCAGUAAUAGUAAUACAGAAGUAUUUCCGUCGUUGGCAUGCUGCAAAUUUAGUACAAAAUCUGAAGGUACAAAGGAGGUUAAGGCUGGCACGGGAGGCACAAGAAGAAUUUCAGAAAAAAUGGGAGAAAGAAGAAAAAUUGAGGAGGGAGUAUGAGAAAAAACUGAACCCUAAAACAAGAGAAGACUUUGAGCUACUGUACCAUGAGUUGGAAUUAUGGAUGCAGGAGGAGACUGAGCGAAUUAACAGAACUCUUACUGGAGCUAAAAGAAAGGCAGCACUUUAUGCACUUCUGGAAGAGGAGACAGAGCUCAUUGCUUGCAUUGGGAUGCACAAACUAAGUGCCAAUCUGGAGAAUCAACAAAAAGCAAUACUGCGCUUUCUGGGUAAGUGUGCACAACCAAGGAGGUGGAAAGCAUUUGAUGGAAAAAUCACUGAAAUGGAUACACAGAACUCGCUCUGUGGCAAAGAACUACUAGAGAUCUACCGCAGCAUUAACACAAAGGACAUCCCAAAAGAUGAGAGAAUAUCUGUGCUGUUAACACUCAAAUGGACAGUGAAGGAACAUGAAUGUAAAUUAACACAGGAAAUAGUGGCAUUAAUUGACCGGGAAAUUGAUCUUAUAUCAAGAGAGGUGAAAGAAUGCAACUUGGAAGGACUGAGGAAAAGAAUUUGUACAUUAUUUCUCCAGUAUAUCAAAACUCCAGAGUUUAACCCUCAAGUUGCUGGGUUAAUUAAGGUUCCACAAGAUCCCUUAACGCUUUAUAAAAACGUUUACUUCUGUCAUAGCUGCGAAAAGUACUUAGCACCUACCGAGUUUCCCAUUCCUGCAAGUUCCCACACCAUUGGCAGAUGUCGCUCGUGUUACCAGCUUGAUAAUGAGGCUCGGAAACGAGAAGCAUAUUUCAAGUACAGACUUAUACUAGAAAAUCUCAGGAAGUCUGAAGUUGAUUAUCAGGAUGAUAGUCAAAUUGUUUUCUUAGUUCAGCUUCCAGACAUGCAGUACUUGAUUGAGAACAUAUGGAACUGCCAGUCAGCUCUCAGUGCCUGCAGUGACCUGUAUGAGUUGGUUAUGGUCAGGUGGGAUAAGCAACAUGAGUGGUCUCCAUGGAACACUAUUCUCCUCACUAAAGAAGAGGCAGAUGCACAUCUUAAGCUGUGUAACCUUCAGAAGACUUACGAAGCUCCAUUUAUUUACAAAAUAGAACAAAAGCAUAUCCGGGCAAAAAACUACUUUGCUCGAAUUCCUGCAAUGUCAUCAUUUUUGCACAGAAGUAAGAAUCAGUCUAAUGCAAAUUCCUACCAGAAACAUAGUUCCUUGAAGUUAAAGAAGUGAACUAAAUUCCUACAUUUUAAAGAAAUAAACUUUUUCAUCAAUACCCUAAUUGUAUUAAACAGAUCAAAAUAAACUUCUAAGGAUAAAAUAAAUUGAUCUCAAUCAGUUAAUUUAACUGCAUUUCCAGUUUUGUAACCUCAUUUAAAAAAAAAAUAAAAUGUUGUUAAAGAGCUUUGUAAA